AUGACAACAGCGCAGGGCGGACCUCCAACAUGCGAGGAAUACCAGCGGUCGCGAGCAAUGGAGAUCACCGGCUAUGUCGUGUUUUCGGCUUCUUCUUCUUUCUCCCUUAGCAAUGCCAUCACCGAAGUGAAACAGUCUCUGAAUUCGAAUCCAAGAAUAGAACGAGGCCCACUUCUGUAUGGGAGGGGAAAUCUGGAAGCCUGUGAACGGUUUUUGCGUUGCGGGGCUGAAGAUACGCUGACCAAGCCGAAGUUCUCGGAGAAAAUUAAAGAGGCCAUUGGUAAUGUCGGCAUUUUGUUUCCUCCGAGACCUCUUCGUCAAGGACCUGUUGUCGUUCUCUCCAGAGAAAGCCAUUGCUGGGGCUCCGGACUUGCGCAUCCAUCUCGUGAUGGCGUCUCUGUUUUUCGCGACCUUUCAAACGAUGGUAAUACUAGAGUGUCGUUCAAGCUCUACCCCUCUUCCCACGAUUUAUCCAAAGAGGAACUAGCAGCGCUAGGGACACAGCCGGUGGUGCGGAAACUGCUGCCAAAUAAUAUUCUCUUCGUGAAAGGUUCAGUCAGGAUGGAGAUAGAGAUGCCUGCAAGAGGCUCUUUCGUCUGGCAGGGGAACUGUGGUGAGCCGAUGGGCUCUGACAUGCUCGGCCCUGAGGUUUUUCCGUUCAUGAGGAUAUAG
Molecule: messenger RNA, 672 nt
Organism: Penicillium subrubescens
Lineage: Eukaryota; Fungi; Ascomycota; Eurotiomycetes; Eurotiales; Aspergillaceae
Exons: 2
Coding region: 1-672 (223 amino acids)
Source: RefSeq, a predicted model, not a curated record